AUGAAAACUAAAAAAUUGCAAUCAAAAGGCCUUUAUGCCCCAGUGGUAGGCUUUUCGGAAAACGACUACUCCACAUCGCUACAACUGGAUGGAGAACAAUGGAAGACCUUACAAGUAUUAGGACGUCCUUACGAGAUUUCAAAUUACGGACGCAUCAAAAGCAAGGAAUUAACCGAGAGCUAUAUCCUUAACGGGAUAGAAGUUCAAAGGACGAGAAAGCCGAAAAUUUUAAGGGUGACCUUUACAAAGAGAAACCAAGGCAACAACAAGAUGGAAAGCUAUUUCCUCCAUCGUCUCGUCGCUUUGGCAUGGAUUGGUAAAUCAGACCAACAAGUCGACCACAUCAACGGCAGGAAACACGACAACAGGGCUUGUAACCUUGAAUAUGUUUCACACACCGAAAACAUGAGAAGAGCAUGGGAAAACGGAUUGAUGACAAUUACCGCCCAAACCCGAAACUUACCGAACAAUGGAGAGCCAAAGUUCACCAAAAAUGAGGCAGAAGAAAUAAGAAGCCAAUACAAGCCGUAUAAGUUCACCAUUAAAAUGCUUUGCGAAAAAUACGGAUGCUGUGAGAGAACAAUCCGAGACGUUUUGAAAGGAUUAAAGGCUUACUCAACGGAGAAAGGAGGUGAGCAAUGA
Ostertagia ostertagi is the source of this 642-nucleotide messenger RNA. The record is from the annotation of a GenBank genome assembly. Lineage: Eukaryota; Metazoa; Nematoda; Chromadorea; Rhabditida; Trichostrongylidae.